UUUUUCUUUUUUCCGCUUUCAUUCGAGAUCCUUUCUCUGAAAUUCUCUCCCUAGCACACUUCCUCUCCUGUUCCUUCUCGUUUGAUAAACUUCAAAAGUUCAUCCCCUCACUCUUCAAUCCUUUCCCUGGAAUUCUUGAACGAUUGAAAACCCUAGAACUCCUUAACUUUCGUUCAAAACCCCCUCUCAAAACCUAAUCCCCUUUCUGUCGAUCUGCCUGUUUCUCGUUCGAUCUACCCUCCCACCUUUCUCGAUCGCUGAAUCUUUCUUCACUAGACCUCCCAAUUGGAACACCCACUACUCCCUAAAGUUUUCUGUAAAAAUGGUGUUCGGCCUAUACCCGAAAGGUAUUUGGAGGCACGGGUUGGGUCUCGGGGUUUUCUUUCAAACUUGUCCAAAAGAUAAGUCCUCUUUUCCUUUUUGAUUCUUAUUUUUGUUUUAAAAUAUGAUGUACAUGUGUAUGAUUUGUGAAUUUUGUUGGUUUGUGGGUUGGGUAAUCCAAGGUUUCUGUUUGGCAGAGGCAAGGUCGAAGACGAGUGAACUCGUCUCAAACCAGCGCGUGAAUCAGGGGUUGACUCGCGUGAGUCAACUCAGCGAGUAUGUGUGUUGAUUCGGAUGAACUCGGGUUUACCAGCGAAGACCACAAGGAUAGGGAAAUCUACUCGCCCAUACAAAGCUUGGGGAUUUCCCUAUGGAAUUACAAAUCCUGGUAAACCGACUGGUCGUUUCUCUGAUGGAAACGUCUUAACUGAUUACGUUGGCAAAUUUUUAGAAUUGGAAUGUGAAAUAUCAACAUAUAGAGGGAGGGAAGAAGGGAAUAGAACGUGUGGAAUGAACUUUGCUUAUGGAGGGACAGGUGUAUUCGAUACAAUUUUCUUGGGGCCAAACAUGACCACCCAGAUUGAUUUUCUUCAACAACUCAUUAACAUUUCCUUCUUCACCCCUUCCGACCUUCACUCCUCGGUCGCCCUUGUCACCCUCGGCGGCAACGACUAUACUACCUUCUUGGCUAGAAAUGGCUCUUAUUCGGAUUUGCCAGCCUUCAUACCACAAGUGGUAAAUCAACUUGUGAAGAACUUGGAACGCAUUUACAGUAUGGGUUUGAGCAGAGUGGCAGUGACGGGUCUCGGGUGCUUCCCUCGGAACACCCAGAGCCCCUCAUUCCAAUCUUGCGACGCCGCCAAGAACGCCGUUGCAGAGAACCCCCACAACUCGUUGCUGAAGGAGGCCGUCACCAGGAUCAACGCUCUUCAUCCCACCGACUCCGUUUUCGUCGUCCUCGACCUCUACGCCUCCUUCAUGUCCGUCAUCGAGAACGGAGGAUCAGGCGCAGUGAAAUUCGAGAACCCACUGCAGCCCUGUUGCGUGGGAAUAAGCGCAGGGUACUUAUGCGGGAGCGUAAACGAGAGCGGAGCAAAGAUGUAUACGCUCUGCGACAACCCGAGUUCUAAGUUCUUUUGGGACAACGUUCACCCAACUCAGGCAGGGUGGAAUGCCGUGUACACUGCUUUGAAUGCCACUCUUCUGCAGCUUUACCAGAAGCUAAAAUUUUGAAAACGACGAAGAAGAAGAAAAUUGUUGUAUUGCUUUUUUUUUAUCUUUGCUGCUCUUGAUGCAUGUAGGUCUUUUCUGAGAAUUUUGUAUUUGAAUAAGAAAAAUCAUAGACAUUCCAGGAUGUGCGUCCCUCUUGCCUGGAGAGUUCAGAAACAUUCUUCCUUGGGAUGCCUUUAGACCUUAAAUUUAAAUGGAUUUGAAUGAAUUUUAAUAUUAUCCAA
Messenger RNA from Malania oleifera, 1775 nucleotides. Its product is annotated as GDSL esterase/lipase At5g03610-like. Bases 616 to 1554 code for a protein of 312 amino acids. Gene Ontology annotation, molecular function: hydrolase activity, acting on ester bonds. The transcript is spliced from 5 exons. The record is from RefSeq and is a predicted model, not a curated record. NCBI's taxonomy places the organism in Eukaryota, Viridiplantae, Streptophyta, Magnoliopsida, Santalales, Ximeniaceae.